Molecule: messenger RNA, 2502 nt
Organism: Coccomyxa subellipsoidea C-169
Lineage: Eukaryota; Viridiplantae; Chlorophyta; Trebouxiophyceae; Coccomyxaceae
Exons: 17
Coding region: 1-2502 (833 amino acids)
Source: RefSeq, a predicted model, not a curated record
AUGGUGCCGACAAGGCAGUAUCAGUACAUCGACCUCGGGUCGGACGAGGUCGUGGGACGCAGACGCAUAGUCAGAGACAACGGCGUCGCAACGGGUCGUGGUCAAAACGAAGUGGUGGUGCAGUACCAGUACAUCGAGCAAGCAAGAGCGCCCAGGCAGCACUACAAGUUCCUGGACGUGGCUGCGGAGGAGCUGCGCGGCAGCUUCUACUCCCCUGCCGAUUCUGAGGAGCAGCUUCUCUACAGCGCGCGGCCCGUCAGGCUGGGCCAAUCUGGGCUGUACAAUGCCCGGUACCUGCUGCCACAGGUGGAGGAAGGCCCUCAAGAUGCUCGCCACCGUGCAGCAAAGGCUGCCGCGCUGGCCGAUUACACCGCCGCAGAAUCGCCGCCCGCCGCAAUGACAGAGCCGCCGGGCCCCUCGCAGCCCGAAUGGGUCCUCCCCUCAGCAGGUACCCCACAAUGGAACCCGGCUGCGGAAGAGUCGACUCCCGAGCGGCCGCCGCCGCGGCCGCCAGCGCCGCCGCCCGUCCCGGGACGGCCGGCCCGGGGCGCAGUUUUUGGAGAGAACGGGGUCGGCCUGGAUGACCCUGAUGUUGAGGAGCGGAUCAGGGCGGCCGGAAGGGUUCCGCCCCCGACGCCGGCGCCAUCGCCGUCGGAGCCCAGCCCCCUGCAGCAGCCGGGUGGCGUUCCUGCCAGGGGCAGGGCCCCUGUCGCGCACAGGCUGUUUGAUGAUGAGCUGGAGCCGGAGCCGGAGCCUGUUCUGGAGCGGCCUCCCUACGGGGGACCCACAACAGUCAGCAUGGACCUGCCAGAGCCCUUCAUCCUCAAAGACGAGGCGAGCGGGCGUUUGAAGAGGCAACGGGUGUCACAGGAGGGUGACCGGUUCGAGGGGACCUUCGAGAGCUACGAGGAAGUCACCAUCUUCGAUGACAACGCCCCUGUGCCAGCGCCCGCUGCGCGCCCGGCCGCUGCCAGGGCCCCCCGGCGUGCUGGGUUCCAGUGGAUUGACCCCAGGUCUGACGAAGCCACUGUGGACAGAGUCAAGCCCGCUGCCCAGCAGUACACCAGCUCCGCUGCAGUGCCUCCGCGCGCAGGACGGCGGGAGGAGGCGGGUGGAGGCUUCAGCUGGAUUGACACGAAGGCAGACGAGGUGAAGGUCGACAAAAUGGCCCGGCAUCAGCAGCCCACUGUGCGCGCGGCCGCCCGGCCGCCGCCGCCAAGACGGUACAUCGAAGAAGAGGAGCCCUUUGAGCAGCCGCCUGCAGCCCGCCUGCCAACAGAUCGCAGUCGCACUCCUGUCUCCGCUCUCAGGCCAGGCGCAGCUCGCGCUCCUUCAGCAGGCAAGACCACGGUUGAGCUGGCUGUAGAGGAAGCAGUGACCACCGGAGUGGUCAAGCCCGAUUCUGAAGUCGGCCCGCUGGCAGGUGCUGCAUUGACGAGGGAGACAACAACAGUGACAGCCGUGGAAAUUCAGGGGGAUGCAGAAAUAGACCCAGCUGCUGCAGCCCUUGCUCCUCAGCGGCCAAAAGGUGGGAAGCUGUCAGAGGAGGCAGAACAGGAGGAUGUUGUGUAUGAGGAAGAGGCCCCAAGGGCGCCAAGGCUGAUGAUCCCCCCGCUGCCGUUUGUGCCAAGGACCCCCCAGCAGCUGCCACCGCCGGGGAGGUCCCCCCUGCCGAAUGUGCCCAAGACCCCCCAGCCAGGUGCUAGUUCAGGCGCGGCCUCCUCCAGUGCCAACCUGAGGAAGUUCACACUGCCGCCGCUGCCUUUCCUGCCCAGGCCUCGCCAGCCCGAGAGGCCGGCUGCCCGGCAGGAGCCCGACCGGGCAGCCGUCUUUGAGCCGCCACCGGCCGCGCCCAGCCGGCGCCGCAUGCCCAUCCUAUUGCCCUUCAUCCCCUCCGCGCCUCAGCCGGCUCCCCAGGCGCUGCCUGCGCCCGCCGAAGCCCCAGGUGUUAAUGAGCGGCCGAGCGCGAGGGCCCGGCUGGCGCGCAUGUUCUCACGCAAAAAGAAGCCGCAGCCGCGAGCGCAGCCGGAUGUCAACGUGCUGCCUGCCCCCGUGCUGGUUCCCCCGACCCAAGUACCCCCGGCCACCGAGGUCCCCCCGCCCGCAACCGCCGCCAGGGAGGAACUCCUCCCCGCUGCCGGAGCGGGGGGCGCCCGGGCGGAAAUGCCACGCACGCCGCGGCCGGCCGUCUCGCCGGGACCGCCACUGGCGCCGCGGCGCGCGGCCGGGCCGACGGUGCCUGCACCCGCUGCCGAUAUUGAAGGUGUGGAGUUUGAAGAGGAGAAGGUGGCGCUUGAGGUCCCGGCAGUGCUUGAGGUCCCGGCUGCGGCCCCGGCAGAGGAAUUUGGCGUCCCAGAAGUUCCAGAGGAGCUGCUCAGCUCGGAGGAGUAUGUCCUGGUACCAUCCACGCCAGAGCUCAUCGCGCCCGCAUCUGCCGCGCAGACUCUGGCAGCGCCAGAACAGGCAAUGCCCUUUUCGUUGUUUUACAUCCCUUCUUCUUAG